AUGCAAUUCCGCUCCCUUACUGCCGCCAGGAGCUCCCUGGCGCCGCAGGCAGCGUCCUCCUCCGAAGCAGCUGCGUCUGCACCUGGGCAGCCUGGACCUUCGUGCCCUGCCCCCGGGGCCUCGCGCGGGGGGCGCCCCGGGACACCUCCUGAGGGCCGGGUGGAGGAGGAAGAGGAGGAGGAAGAAGACGUGGACCGGGACCCCUACCCUACGCAGGACACCUGGUCCCGCUGCUGUCACUUCUCUUUAAGUGGGAGAAGAGAGCCGGGGAGAGCCAUGGGGGGCUGCGAAGUCCGGGAAUUUCUUUUGCAAUUUGGUUUCUUCUUGCCUUUGCUGACAGCUUGGCCAGGCGACUGCAGUCACGUCUCCAACAACCAAGUUGUGUUGCUUGAUACAACAACUGUGCUGGGAGAGCUAGGAUGGAAAACAUAUCCAUUAAAUGGGUGGGAUGCCAUCACUGAAAUGGAUGAACACAAUAGGCCCAUUCACACGUACCAGGUAUGCAAUGUAAUGGAACCAAACCAAAACAACUGGCUUCGUACAAACUGGAUCUCCCGCGACGCAGCUCAGAAAAUUUAUGUGGAAAUGAAGUUUACAUUAAGGGAUUGUAACAGCAUCCCAUGGGUUUUGGGGACUUGCAAAGAAACAUUUAAUCUGUAUUAUGUGGAAUCAGAUGAGUCCCAUGGAAUUAAAUUCAAGCCAAGCCAGUAUACAAAGAUUGACACAAUUGCUGCUGAUGAAAGUUUUACCCAGAUGGAUUUGGGUGAUCGUAUCCUGAAGCUAAACACGGAAAUUCGUGAGGUGGGUCCUAUAGAAAGGAAAGGAUUUUAUUUGGCUUUUCAAGAUAUUGGGGCAUGCAUUGCCUUGGUCUCUGUCCGUGUUUUCUACAAAAAAUGCCCCUUCACUGUUCGUAACUUGGCUAUGUUUCCUGACACCAUCCCAAGGGUUGAUUCUUCUUCUUUGGUUGAAGUAAGGGGCUCUUGUGUGAAGAGUGCAGAAGAGCGUGACACUCCUAAACUAUAUUGUGGAGCUGAUGGAGAUUGGCUGGUUCCUCUUGGAAGGUGUAUCUGCAGUACAGGAUAUGAAGAAAUUGAAGGUUCUUGUCACGCUUGCAGACCAGGAUUCUAUAAAGCAUUUGCUGGGAACACAAAAUGUUCUAAGUGCCCUCCACACAGUUUAACUUACAUGGAAGCAACUUCUGUCUGUCAGUGUGAAAAAGGUUACUUCCGAGCUGAAAAAGACCCACCUUCCAUGGCAUGUACCAGGCCACCUUCAGCUCCUAGGAAUGUGGCUUUUAACAUCAAUGAAACAGCCCUUAUUUUGGAAUGGAGCCCACCAAGUGACACAGGAGGGAGAAAAGAUCUCACAUACAGUGUAAUCUGUAAGAAAUGUGGCUUAGAUACCAGCCAGUGUGAGGACUGUGGUGGAGGACUCCGCUUCAUCCCAAGACAUUCUGGCCUCAUCAACAAUUCCGUGAUAGUACUUGACUUUGUGUCUCACGUGAAUUACACCUUUGAAAUAGAAGCCAUGAAUGGAGUUUCUGAGUUGAGUUUUUCUCCCAAGCCAUUCACAGCUAUUACAGUGACCACGGAUCAAGAUGCACCUUCCCUGAUAGGUGUGGUAAGGAAGGACUGGGCAUCCCAAAAUAGCAUUGCCCUAUCAUGGCAAGCACCUGCUUUUUCCAAUGGAGCCAUUCUGGACUACGAGAUCAAGUACUAUGAGAAAGUCUACCCACGGAUAGCGCCGGCAUUUUGGCACUACCUGCGGGUAGAAGAGCAUGAGCAGCUCACCUAUUCCUCCACGAGGUCCAAGGCGCCCAGUGUCAUCAUCACAGGCCUCAAGCCAGCCACCAAGUACAUAUUUCAUAUCCGAGUGAGGACUGCAACAGGAUACAGUGGCUAUAGCCAGAAGUUUGAAUUUGAAACAGGAGAUGAGACUUCUGACAUGGCGGCUGAACAGGGACAGAUUCUCGUGAUAGCCACCGCAGCUGUUGGGGGAUUUACUCUCCUCGUCAUUCUUACUUUGUUCUUCUUAAUCACUGGGAGGUGCCAAUGGUACAUCAAAGCUAAAAUGAAGUCAGAAGAGAAGAGGAGAAACCACUUACAGCAGAAUGGGCAUUUACGCUUCCCAGGAAUUAAAACUUACAUAGAUCCAGAUACAUAUGAAGACCCAUCCCUAGCAGUUCAUGAAUUUGCAAAGGAGAUUGAUCCCUCAAGAAUUCGCAUUGAGAGAGUCAUUGGGGCAGGAGAAUUUGGAGAAGUCUGUAGUGGGCGAUUGAAGACACCAGGGAAAAGAGAGAUCCCCGUUGCCAUCAAAACUCUGAAAGGUGGCCACAUGGAUCGACAAAGAAGAGAUUUUCUAAGAGAAGCUAGUAUCAUGGGUCAGUUUGACCACCCAAAUAUCAUUCGACUGGAAGGUGUUGUCACAAAAAGAUCCUUCCCGGCCAUUGGGGUGGAGGCGUUUUGCCCUAGCUUCCUGAGGGCAGGGUUUUUAAAUAGCAUCCAGGCCCCGCAUCCAGUGCCAGGGGGAGGAUCUCUGCCCCCCAGGAUUCCUGCUGGCAGACCAGUAAUGAUUGUGGUGGAAUAUAUGGAGAAUGGAUCCCUAGACUCCUUUUUACGGAAACAUGAUGGCCAUUUCACAGUCAUCCAGUUGGUCGGUAUGCUCCGAGGCAUUGCAUCAGGAAUGAAGUAUCUUUCUGAUAUGGGCUAUGUUCAUCGUGAUCUAGCAGCUAGGAAUAUAUUGGUCAACAGCAACUUAGUAUGCAAAGUUUCCGAUUUUGGUCUCUCCCGGGUACUGGAAGAUGAUCCAGAGGCUGCUUAUACAACAACUGGUGGGAAAAUUCCGAUAAGGUGGACAGCCCCAGAAGCUAUUGCCUAUAGAAAGUUCUCCUCGGCAAGUGACGCAUGGAGCUAUGGCAUUGUCAUGUGGGAGGUCAUGUCCUACGGAGAGAGACCUUAUUGGGAAAUGUCUAAUCAAGACGUCAUUCUGUCCAUUGAAGAAGGCUAUAGACUUCCGGCUCCCAUGGGCUGUCCAGCAUCUCUACACCAGCUGAUGCUCCAUUGCUGGCAGAAGGAGAGAAACCACAGACCAAAAUUUACUGACAUUGUCAGCUUCCUUGACAAACUGAUCCGCAAUCCCAGUGCCCUUCACACCCUGGUGGAGGACAUCCUUGUGGUAAAUGGACCCCACAGCCAGUGCCCAUCAACAGAGCUCUCUAACUGUUCUAUGGCUGUAGAAGCAGGCAGAAUGCCAGAGUCUCCUGGUGAAGUUCCUGAAUAUCCUUUGUUUGUCACAGUUGGUGACUGGCUGGAUUCUAUAAAGAUGGGACAAUAUAAGAAUAACUUCAUGGCAGCAGGGUUUACGACUUUUGAUCUGAUUUCAAGAAUGAGCAUUGAUGAUAUUAGAAGAAUUGGAGUCAUACUCAUUGGACACCAGAGACGAAUAGUCAGCAGUAUCCAAACUUUACGUUUACACAUGAUGCACAUACAAGAGAAAGGAUUUCAUGUAUGA
Prionailurus viverrinus (fishing cat) is the source of this 3510-nucleotide messenger RNA. It is a transcript of the gene EPHA6, whose product is annotated as EPH receptor A6. The record is from RefSeq and is a predicted model, not a curated record. Gene Ontology annotation, cellular component: neuron projection; membrane. Gene Ontology annotation, molecular function: ATP binding; protein binding; transmembrane-ephrin receptor activity. NCBI's taxonomy places the organism in Eukaryota, Metazoa, Chordata, Mammalia, Carnivora, Felidae. Gene Ontology annotation, biological process: cell surface receptor protein tyrosine kinase signaling pathway; protein phosphorylation; axon guidance. The transcript is spliced from 20 exons. Bases 1 to 3510 code for a protein of 1169 amino acids.